GAGAGUGGAUGGCAUGGAGACUAUUAUUCAAAUAUCACACGAGAAAGAAAACACCAGAACUUGGAAGCUGGAUAUGGUGAAAUGAGUAGGAAAAGAAAUUUUUCCAAAGAGAUGACACUAGAAAGUGAUCAGACAAUCAGUAAGGAAAGUAAACGUAGUAAAUUUGAUGUUGAUAAGAAGGGUAAAGUGCCAGUUAAAGAUAGUGCUGCUAAAAUACCAGUGAGAGUUCCAGAUGAGGGUAAAACAAACAAGUGUAAAAUUUCAGGAAACAGGCAAGUCAGAGAAAGCAAAGAUCCAUUGGAGGAAAUUAGAAAACUGAAGAAGAUCAUAGAGGACUUAAAAUUCAGAAAUGAAAAGGCCUUGACAAAAGAGAUUGCAAGAAGAUUGAAAGUAGAAAGUGUUUCAAGGAAAAGAGAAAUUAUUUUGGCGCAAAUUUUAGAUCACAAUCAGAAAAUGAAGAGGCAAGUAAAGGAAAGUGAUGUUGCACUCACAUUAAUAGAAAGGGAGAGGGAAAGGAUUAAUCAGCUCUUGUUAGAGAAUGAACGUGCACUAGUAGAAGCUGCAAGAACAAAGGAAAAAUUCUCUAGAAGUGUGGAGGAAAAAGACAAAGCUCUGGAGAACAACCAAAAAGAGCUAGAGGAUUUUAAGGUGGAUUUAAAAAGAAAGGAAGAAACUCAUGAAAAAGAAAUUGAGAAAUAUAUGGGUGAGGUUUCAAGUAUGGAGAAAGAAGUAGGUACAUUAAAAUUAUGUUUGGCAAAGAGGGAAGAAUUACAUGAAAAGGAUUUUGCUGCAGCCAAUGAAAUACUCAGAGAGAAAGAAAAAGCUUUGGAGAAUUUACAGUGUGAAAAAAAACGCAUAUGUGGAAAAAUCAGAAAUAAGGGUGAAGAAUUACUGUCAAUGAAAAAAGUGAUAAUAAAGGUCCGAAAUUCCUUAAUAGAGCAGAGGGAGGAACUUUCUGUGUACCAGGUAGAAAAGAGUCCAGGAAAUGAGGAAAGGAUAAAUAGCUUAAUAGAGACUGUAACCACAGAAAAGGGUAGAAGUGUCUGUGGAGAAAAAUAUAAUGCCAAGGCACUGAGUCUGGAAGAAGCAAUUAAUAAUCUUGAUUGCAUCAUGCAGGACAUCAAGGAUCAGUUUGCAUCCCUAGAGGAUGAAUUAUCUAAAAUAGAUGGAUACAAAUUCAAGCUGAUUCAGGAUAUGGUGGGAGAGAAAGAGAGUCUACAGAAUACUCUGAAGUUGCAGCAGGAAAGGUUAAAUGAGACUGUAGCAGAACAUGAAAACUGUAGAACAGAAAUAGAGAUUUUAAGUGACUCGCUAGCUUCUGAGGUAGAGAAGUCUAAAAAAGUGUUGGAGGAAGCACAGACUAAGUUGGAACGAAAGGAACAGGAGGCAGAGGCUCUCACUGAAUUAAAAAAACAAUUAGAAGCAGAACUAGAAACAAAUAAAAAACAUUGCACAUUAUUGAUUGAGAAGGAAAGUUAUUGGAAGCAACAGCUAAGUAAUGCUCAGAACUGCAUUGAAGAACUAACUGCUGCAAAGAGCUUUCUUGCACAGCAAUUACAGGCUAUUGAUAUAUCUAAGGAACAACUCCGAAAAGAACUUAAACUUGGAAUACCUAAGCAAAAAGUGUGGAACUUAGACCAGGAACUGACAAAAGUGAGUGACUUCAAGAGACAACUUGAGGAAGAAAAGAAAAAGAGCCUAGGUGUUAGUCGCCAUUUGUUGGAGGAAAAGAACAGAAACAAAAACUUACUCCGAAAACUUCAGAGGAAAAAUGAGAAAAACACACGGGACUCAGACCAGCCAUCUCGCUGUACCAGUGAAAGCCAGACAACCAGUUCCCUUGAGGAGGAAAUGUACACCAUUUUGGAAAAUAACAGAAAAGUUCAACUGGCUUUGGAAGCUGAAAGACAGGUAUCAGAAGAUUUCUACAAAGAGUUGUUGCUAGAGAAACGGAAGAACACAUUUUUAAAUGACUGCUUCAAACAUGAGUGCACAGAAUCUUCAAAAGACAUGGAGCACCAGCUCUCCUUUUUUGCUUGGAUGGCUGAUAAGUAUCGUGCUAGGAUGCGAAGAAUGGAUGAGCUGUCAAGUACAGUGCAAGAGUUCACAGAAAAUUUAGGAGACCAGUGAAAUUGUAUUAUUUCUGUAUUUAGAAAUGUAUGAAAUAUUUUUGUAACUAAUUUCGUAGUAAUAAUCAAAGUUCGUAUAUUUUCAGAUUUUUGAAAUGUGAUUGUAAGAGGAUUAAGAGAAUUUCAAUUGCUACAAUUGCUUCAUAAUGGAAAUAUCUUUUGUAAUGUAAUAUAACAUAUAUUUGAGAAGGGAUGAUUAGUUAUUGAUGGUCAGAUUCUAUAACUUUUUCUCCCUUUUUAACUUAUUCCCAUUCCCUCUUCAUUUUUUUCACACCUCAUCUUUUCCUUCCUGCAUUCAAGAUUAAUGGUAAUCAAGAAGCAAAAGAGAAAUGUUUUUGUUGCCUUUUUAUACUACUUAAGUAUAAAGUAUAUAUAUUAAGUUUAUUGAUUAUAUAGAUAUGUGCUAAAGGAAAAGAAUUUGGCCAAGCAUAAGAAUGAAUUACAUUUUUUGUAUUCAAUAUCUUCAGUGUUUUAAAGCCAACAGCUUUCUUUAUAUCUUACAAAAUAAAUAUGAAAAAGUUUCAUUUCUAGCUUUCACUCUUGUCUUAAAAUAUUGAGUUACUUCUGUUGGACAAGAUUUUCAUCACCAAAUGAUUUUCUUGUAAAAGGUUUGACAUAGUAGUUCUACAUAUUUUCCAAAUUAAUGCUUUAUGUGAUUUAUGCAGAACUGUUUCUCUUGCUGUAGUGAAUAAUUUUUUUGGCAGCAAUAAAAGAAUAUGGAAAAAAACACGUGCCAUUAAUUAAGCUGUCAUGGCAUGAACUCUCACCAAAAUAUGCAUUUAUAAUGAGACAAAUGAAUUUUAUUUACGAUGCCUAAUGAUACAACAAUUGGAUUUUCUUCAUUACCAAAGCAUACAUAAAAAGUCUUAAUGGGGCAGUUAACAAUUUUUUUUUUUCUAUUCCAGUCUUGGGAUUCCAAUAUGUAACAAUGUCAAGAGGCAUGUUUUUAUUUGACAUAUA
Penaeus vannamei (Pacific white shrimp) is the source of this 3089-nucleotide messenger RNA. NCBI's taxonomy places the organism in Eukaryota, Metazoa, Arthropoda, Malacostraca, Decapoda, Penaeidae. The record is from RefSeq and is a predicted model, not a curated record.